This is a messenger RNA of Calypte anna (Anna's hummingbird), 3875 nucleotides long. It is a transcript of the gene FZD1, whose product is annotated as frizzled class receptor 1. Gene Ontology annotation, molecular function: Wnt-protein binding; Wnt receptor activity. The coding region runs from base 216 to 2000 and encodes 594 amino acids. NCBI's taxonomy places the organism in Eukaryota, Metazoa, Chordata, Aves, Apodiformes, Trochilidae. Gene Ontology annotation, biological process: non-canonical Wnt signaling pathway; canonical Wnt signaling pathway. The record is from RefSeq and is a predicted model, not a curated record. The transcript has a single exon. Gene Ontology annotation, cellular component: plasma membrane.
CGGCGGCGGCGGAGGCGGCGGCGGUAGUCGGAGGCGCGGCGGGCGCUGCCGCCGGUGCGGGCAGAGCUGCGCGUCGCGGCCGAGCGAGUGGCGGCCAGGGCUGCCCCGUCCCUGCCCGCCGCUCCCUUCAUGAGUCGCAAGUUCGGGCCGGGAGCAGCAGCAGCAGCAGCGGCGGAGCGGCGGGAGCCCGGCUGGGCAGGCGGCACCGACUGAGCAUGGCCGAGCGGCGCGGGCCGACGGCGAGCGGCGGCGGGGAAGUUGGCGGCGGGCAGCGAGCAGGCGGCGGCCGGUGCCCGCGGUUGCCUUCGCUGGUGCUGCCCCUGCUGCUGGUGUGGGCAGCGGCGCUGCCGGCCGGGGGACAGCAGCCGGCGCCGCAGUACAACGGCGAGCGGGGCAUCUCCAUCCCGGACCACGGCUACUGCCAGCCCAUCUCCAUCCCGCUCUGCACCGACAUCGCCUACAACCAGACCAUCAUGCCCAACCUGCUGGGCCACACCAACCAGGAGGACGCGGGGCUGGAGGUGCACCAGUUCUACCCGCUGGUGAAGGUGCAGUGCUCGGCCGAGCUCAAGUUCUUCCUCUGCUCCAUGUACGCCCCGGUGUGCACCGUGCUGGAGCAGGCCCUCCCGCCCUGCCGCUCCCUCUGCGAGCGGGCCCGCCAGGGCUGCGAGGCCCUCAUGAACAAGUUCGGCUUCCAGUGGCCCGACACGCUGCGCUGCGAGAAGUUCCCGGUGCACGGUGCCGGCGAGCUCUGCGUGGGUCAGAACGCCUCCGAGCGCGGCACCCCCACGCCCGCCCUGCGCCCCGAGAGCUGGACCAGCAAUCCCCACCGUGGCGGCCCCGGCGGCGGCCCCGGGGGCUCGGGGCCAGGCGAGCCCCGCGGGCGGUUCUCUUGCCCGCGGGCGCUGAAGGUGCCCUCCUAUCUGAACUACCGCUUCUUGGGCGAGAAGGACUGCGGGGCGCCCUGCGAGCCCGGCCGCCUCUACGGGCUCAUGUACUUCGGGCCCGAGGAGCUGCGCUUCUCCCGCACCUGGAUCGGCAUCUGGUCGGUGCUCUGCUGUGCCUCCACUCUCUUCACCGUCCUCACCUAUCUGGUGGACAUGAAGCGGUUCAGCUACCCUGAGCGGCCCAUCAUCUUCCUCUCGGGCUGCUACACGGCGGUGGCCGUGGCCUACAUCGCCGGCUUCCUCCUGGAGGAGAAGGUGGUCUGCAACGAGCGCUUCGCCGAGGACGGGUCUCGCACCGUGGCGCAGGGCACGAAGCGAGAGGGGUGCACCAUCCUCUUCAUGAUGCUCUACUUUUUUGGCAUGGCCAGCUCCAUCUGGUGGGUCAUCCUCUCCCUCACCUGGUUCCUGGCCGCCGGCAUGAAGUGGGGCCAUGAGGCCAUCGAGGCCAACUCCCAGUACUUCCACCUGGCAGCCUGGGCCGUGCCGGCCAUCAAGACCAUCACCAUCCUGGCUCUGGGGCAGGUGGACGGGGAUGUCCUCAGCGGCGUCUGCUUUGUGGGCAUCAAUAACGUGGACGCCCUGCGGGGCUUUGUGCUGGCGCCCUUGUUCGUCUACCUGUUCAUCGGCACCUCCUUCCUGCUGGCCGGCUUCGUGUCCCUCUUUAGGAUCAGGACCAUCAUGAAGCACGACGGUACCAAGACAGAAAAGCUGGAGAAGCUCAUGGUGAGGAUAGGCAUCUUCAGCGUCCUCUAUACGGUGCCGGCCACCAUCGUCAUUGCCUGCUAUUUUUAUGAGCAAGCUUUUAGGGAACAGUGGGAGAGGAGCUGGGUCACGCAGAGCUGUAAGAGCUAUGCCAUCCCCUGUCCCAACAACCACAGCAGCCACCACCCGCCCAUGAGCCCCGACUUCACCGUCUUCAUGAUCAAGUAUCUCAUGACCUUAAUCGUGGGCAUCACCUCGGGCUUCUGGAUCUGGUCUGGGAAAACCCUGAACUCCUGGAGGAAGUUUUACACCAGGCUCACCAACAGCAAGCAGGGCGAAACCACCGUCUGAGAUCCCCGGCUCUGCCUGGCAAAGCAGCUGCUCCUUAUCCACCGUGGGCAAACUUUGGGGACGGCGAGUGGUUUCGGCAGGCGCAGAGGAGCGGAGGACGAGCCAGGCGGGGACCCUGAGCCCAGGCGGGGACCCUGAGCCCAGGUGGGGACCCCGUGCCUGGGGCCGCCUGGCUCUGUCGUGCCCGCGCCUCUCGGGCUGUCUCCUGUUGGAACUGAGCGAGCCGGCCGGUUGGGGGAGAGGGAUGUAAAUAGCCUCUGUAAGAUUUUGUAAGUAUAUUUGUAUUUAAAUUACAAAAAUCUCACUUUUUUAAUUAUUUAGGACACUUUUAACCUGUUCGCGGAUAUUGCUUCCUCACCCCCCACUUUUUUUUUUUUAUUUAAAAAGUUUAAAAAAAAAAAGAAAAGGCGUUGAAUUUUUAUUUCGUAGGACAGGAUGGGAAAAACUCCCGGAAAGAAGAACCGAAACAAACGCCUCCCUUCUGCCCCACACAGGUUUUGUAAUGGCUCUGCUUGGAGUUCCAGUUGCAUGAGCAGCAGGGCCCGGAGCGAGGCCGCGGGCCGAGGCGGGACUGCCAGAGCUCUGCGGAGGUGGGGUUGGUGAGGGGCACCGCUCCCCUCCUCAGCCCCGCACCCCUGUAAGGGAGGACGGUACCCGGUCCGGCCCCAUUCAGGGGAAGACAGACAGGCAGACAGCCGCCCAGCCUCUCGCCUCGGCUGGCUGCAGUGGAGCCGAGCCCAAGUGUCCCGGGUGGGACCCGCCAAGCCCUUUUUUUCCCGGGGGGGGGGGUUAGAAACAAGACCCAGCCUUGCCCGGAGGUGCGCUCGGCCUUUCUUCGCCGGGAGACCCUCGGCAUUGCUCGGGGCUGGGGGCACUGGCUGCCGGCAGCCCGCUUCUAGUUCUAUAAAACUUCUUUAACCGCCCAGCAUAGUUGAAGAGGAGUUGGCCUGCUCGGUUGUAGGAGUUGGGGUUGAACACUGCCUGCACCUGUAGCACGUCCGAUGGCUUGGGAGGUGGCUGGGGACGUCCGAGCGUCCCUCCGGGUUGAGGUUUGUGGAAGGAAGGCUGCUUCUGGGUGGUGAGGAGGGAGCGGGGGCACCCUGGGGUGCUGCCCCCCCGCCCCCUCCCCGCCGUGCUGCUGAUGGCGGGGUUGAAAGGCCAGGAAACACGGCCCCGGUGAAAACAGCUUCAUGGGGAUAAAACGCGACGUUUGAGGAUUUUUUUGUUCUUUUUCAAAAUUAGAAGCUGGCUCCUCAUUUGGGAAACGUUGGAGCCGUUGCCCUUCCCUUGGAUUUUAAAUCACUGAGAUUUAAUUCAUUACACAUUUUGAGAGUGUGGUGAUUUUUGCCAGCAGUAAAAACAAAGAAACGGAAAACAGAAAACCAGAAUGUUUAAACACUGGUAAGAUACGAGACCUUAAAGAGCUUCAGCUGUCUUUUCUCCCCCUCCCCCUUUUAUUUUCGGUGCAGUAAUAACAUUGCAUACUGCAAAGAUACCAAGUGUGCAGUGUAUCUACUACCUUCUAUGCUACUGGGUGGGGGGGAUUGUUCUUUUUAAAACAAACAAAAAAUAAUGAAAUGUUAACUUUGGACGGCUGCAUUUGAAUAUUUAGUCCUCUGUAUGAAAACAGCAGAAUGCUUCUCUCCUGACUGUAUUGUUUUAAACUUUUUUUUGUAUUACAAAUGCCUGUAUUUAGGUUCAUAAACAUUAUCUAUGGCUACCAUACCCUGAAAUGCAAAAUUUAUUUGAAUUUGGUAUGCAUUUAUUUCUGUUCAGUAUCACAAGAUCAUCUAUAUUUAUAGAGGAAUAGAAAUUUAUAUAUAUUAAAUACCAUAUUUUUAAUUUGUCUGAAAUAAAUUGAGGUUUUGUACAAAA